AUGAAUCUUCGACAACAUGAUUUUCCACCUAACUACUGGCUUCGUUUGCACAACCACACGAUGUAUCCACCACCGUCAAUACCAGCAAGAACACCACGACCUCCAUCCACAAUCAAAAUCGAGAAAUGUCUUGUUUCUCUGGCGCCACAUGUCCAGAAGUUCAUUUACAACGCUGCCAUUGAUCGGCGAAAAGGCGAAAUUAGAUCCACCAAGUUCCCAUUGAGUCGAGAUCAACUCACCAGUUUGAAACAUCUUGGUGUGACAAAUAAAUAUCAACGGGUUGAUUUACUUCAACAACAACUCCAGGUGGUAUUACAUUUCGAGCACAAAAGUUAUCUUCGUGGUGUCCAAAAUAUUCAAGUGAAGUUGCAGCAACAAAAACCGGUGAUAUUUGGAAAAAAUCCAAUUCUUCUUCUUCGCAUUCGACUUCAGCAACAACCACCAGUUCUCCAACAAAUAUUCCAUCGAGACAAAUGA
Messenger RNA from Adineta ricciae, 477 nucleotides. The record is from the annotation of a GenBank genome assembly. Lineage: Eukaryota; Metazoa; Rotifera; Eurotatoria; Adinetida; Adinetidae.